This is a messenger RNA of Camarhynchus parvulus, 1192 nucleotides long. RefSeq names its product YjeF N-terminal domain containing 3 (gene YJEFN3). Gene Ontology annotation, molecular function: NAD(P)HX epimerase activity. The record is from RefSeq and is a predicted model, not a curated record. The transcript is spliced from 5 exons. Gene Ontology annotation, cellular component: mitochondrion. Lineage: Eukaryota; Metazoa; Chordata; Aves; Passeriformes; Thraupidae. The coding region runs from base 91 to 762 and encodes 223 amino acids.
CGAAUCCUCUCGGUGGAGGGGUGGGGACAGCUCUGUCCCCCUGUCCUGAGCGGGGACUGUCCCCAAGGCAGCCAGGCGGAGGCGGAGGCCAUGGAGAAGGAGCUGCUGGAGGAUUAUCGCUUCGGGCGGCAGCAGCUGAUCGAGAUCUGGGGACACGCCUGUGCCGUGGCUGUCACCAAGGCGUUCCCGCUGCGCUCCCUGCGGCGCAGGCAGCCCACGCUGCUGGUGGCGUGCGGGCCGGCGCAGAACGGGGCCGUGGGGCUGGUGUGCGCCCGCCACCUGCGCAGCUUUGAUUACGAGCCCACCAUCUUCUACCCCAAGCGCUCCCCGGACCCGCUGCACCGCGACUUCACCACGCAGUGCGAGAAGAUGGACAUCCCCUUCCUGUCCUACCUGCCCACCGAGGUGCAGCUCAUCGACGACGCCUACAACGCCGUGGUGGACGCGGUGCUGGGAGCCGAGGGGACGCCGGGCACGGAGGGGACGGAGCCCUGCGCCGCCAUCCUGGCCACCCUCAGGCACGUCCGCAUCCCCAUCGUCAGCCUGGACGUCCCCUCAGGCUGGGUGGCCGGCGCGCUCGGUGGCAGCGGUGACAUCAGCCCGGACGUGCUGGUGUCGCUGGCGGCGCCCAAGGAGGCGGCGCGGCGCUUCCGGGGACGGCGACAUUUCCUGGCCGGGCGCUUCGUGCCCGAGGAGCUGCGCAGGAAAUUCGGGCUCAGCCCCCCCGAGUACCCGGGCAGCGACUGCGUGGUGGCCCUGUGACCCCAAAUUAACCCCUGUGACCCCAAAUUAACCCCUGUGACCCCAAAAACACCCCCGGGACCCCAAAUAAAUCCCUGGGACCCCAAAACCACCCCCGGGACCCCAAAUAAAGCCCCGUGACCCCAAAUAAAUCCCUGGGACCCCAAAGAAACUCCUGUGACCCCAAAUAAAGCCCCCAGGACCCCAAAUAAAGCCCUGGGACCCCCAAAAUCCUCUGGCACUCCAAAAACCCCCUGGGACCCCAAAUAAAUCCCUGCUGCUGGCUCUGUGACCCCAAAAACUUCUGGGAACCUGAAAACCCUGGGACCCCAAAAACCCCUGAGACCCCAAAUAAAGCCCUGUGACCUCAAAAAUCCUCUGGGACCCCAAAAAACUCCUGUGACCCCAAAUAAAUCCCUGCUGGUGACCCUGGGACCUCAAAUAAACUCCU